Molecule: messenger RNA, 3640 nt
Organism: Mesocricetus auratus (golden hamster)
Lineage: Eukaryota; Metazoa; Chordata; Mammalia; Rodentia; Cricetidae
Gene: Tmem184b
Product: transmembrane protein 184B
Exons: 11
Coding region: 283-1686 (467 amino acids)
Biological process (GO): transport
Molecular function (GO): transporter activity
Source: RefSeq, a predicted model, not a curated record
GGCGCGUCGCGGCGGUACUCGGCUGGGCUUGGGACGCGCCAGCGGCGGCGAAGGUACCGGGCUGCGGCGCCUCCAGCUCCGCCCGCAGUCGCCAGCGCCAUGGGCUCCUGAGGGCAUUUAAUUUCUUCAGGCGUCCUGUGUGUCAGGCAGUAUGUGGGGAGCUGCACCAGCUAGGGAGAGAGACACCAGCUUCAGGGCAAUUGUAAUUGUCCUGGACGCCUUGAGGGUACAUUCCUGCCUGGGCAGACGCUGUUCUGAUGAGGUGACAGGUAUGAUGUCACCAUGUGGAAAAGUGGAGAAAGUAAGCUUCAGGCAGAGGGGGCAGCUUAUACAAUGAUCAGAAUCCAUGCACAAAACCAACCCCGUGGCUCUACCAACUGGCAUAGCCUUACAGGCCAGCCCAUCACUCAGAUUCUCUCAGGGAGCCUGCUGCUGGGCACCAUGACAGUGAGGGGGGCUGCGCUGGCCCCAGACCCAGCAUCGCCCACAACCGCAGCAACUUCACCAGAUGUCUCUGCAGCCCCCGAGGGCAGUCCCACAGCUAUGGAGCACCCCGUGUUCCUGAUGACCACCGCUGCCCAGGCCAUCUCCGGCUUCUUUGUGUGGACAGCUCUACUCAUCACCUGCCACCAGAUCUACAUGCAUCUGCGCUGCUACACACGCCCCAACGAGCAGCGCCACAUCGUGCGCAUCCUGUUCAUCGUGCCCAUCUACUCCUUCGACUCCUGGCUCAGCCUCCUCUUCUUCACCAAUGACCAGUACUACGUGUACUUUGGCACCAUCCGAGACUGCUACGAGGCCUUUGUCAUCUACAACUUCCUGAGUCUGUGCUAUGAGUACCUCGGGGGCGAGAGUGCCAUCAUGUCUGAGAUCAGAGGGAAAGCCAUCGAGUCGAGCUGUAUGUAUGGCACGUGCUGCCUCUGGGGGAAGACCUACUCCAUCGGAUUCCUGCGGUUCUGUAAACAGGCCACCCUACAGUUCUGUGUGGUGAAGCCGCUCAUGGCUGUCAGCACCGUUAUUCUCCAGGCCUUCGGCAAGUACCGAGACGGGGACUUUGAUGCCACCAGUGGGUACCUCUAUGUGACAAUCAUCUACAACGUCUCAGUCAGCCUGGCCCUUUACGCCCUCUUCCUCUUCUACUUCGCCACACGGGAGCUGCUCAGUCCCUACAGCCCUGUCCUCAAGUUCUUCAUGGUCAAGUCCGUCAUCUUUCUCUCCUUCUGGCAAGGCAUGCUACUGGCCAUCUUAGAGAAAUGUGGGGCCAUCCCCAAGAUCAACUCAGCCCGCGUGUCAGUGGGUGAGGGCACCGUUGCUGCUGGCUACCAGGACUUCAUCAUCUGUAUCGAGAUGUUCUUUGCAGCCUUGGCCCUGCGGCACGCCUUCACCUACAAGGUCUACGCUGACAAGAGCCUGGACGCUCAAGUGCUGACAUACGGCCCAUACGGCCGCUGUGCCCCCAUGAAGAGCAUCUCCAGCAGCCUCAAGGAGACAAUGAACCCACACGACAUCGUGCAGGACGCCAUCCAUAACUUCUCCCCUGCCUACCAGCAGUAUACGCAGCAGUCUACUUUGGAGCCUGGGCCCACCUGGCGCGGUGGCACCCACAGCCUUUCCCGGUCCCACAGCCUUAGCGGUGCCCGUGACAAUGAGAAGACUCUGUUGCUCAGCUCUGAUGAUGAGUUCUGAGUGUGGGCACCGGUGGGGAAGGAGAGGCGCCUCCUCCAGCCUCCAGCCAGGCUGGGAGCAGUCAGCGCAGUGUUGCUGUUGCCCUUUUAUUUAUUGAACCAGAAACACUCACAUAUCACUUCCAGAGGAACAAGCCUCAGGAAUGUGUCUACAUGGCCAACCCUUCACUAUCCAGGGCCGGAGCAAAGGACACUGGCUGUAGCUGCCACACCUCUGCUGCCCAUCCUGUACUGGAGACACAUCUGGAACCAGCCAUGCCUGGGCCCAAAUGCUUGUGUGUUGGCCAGAAGCUGCAUCCUGAGCCCCCUCCCCAACAAGGCAUCUGCCCAGGCUGUCAGGCCCAGCCCACCCCACACCGUGCAAUACCCAGACCUGAUCUGAUCUUCCCACCUGCUGCCCUUCCCUGUUCAUUUCUGUCCAGUGUGAGAUUUGUCUCAUUCCCAGAAGGGGGAGAUGUGACUGCUCCGUGGACCCUCCCCUUUUGCCAACCUAGGCCUGCCUAGCAUGCUGCAAGGAUCAGAGCCAGACCCCGGAGCCUCAGGGCUCACCUAGGAAGGAUGCCUCCGUGCCUAUGUGCCCUUGGGUGUUCUCACCGUGGCCACUUGGCCUGCCUCUUGGCUCUUCUGGUCUGCUGAGGACAGCCAGCAGCCUACACUGCUCUCUCAUUUGGGUCCAGUUCUGGAUAGUUUGGGGCAGAGCCCCCCUAUAUUUCCUGACUGUGCCAGGGCUUGGGCUUCCCAGCACCUCCUCAAUGGAGCAGUCAUACUCCUGCUGGGUCCUGGGAAGUCUGAGUGUCCACAUCUCAGCCCGCUUCCAGAGGAGGCUGGGGGGAUGGUUAUGCAGCAGGCGUAAGGUAGGGGUGGUCUCAGACCCUCCUGGGUCCCCUGGCCAUGUAGGACCUGGUGUUCUGCUCCCUCUGGCCCCCGGCCCAUCUCUUCUGUGCCUUAGUCACAUAUGAAAGCCCCCCCCCAGUCCCCAGUCUGUCCCAGGCACUUCCUUGUUGAGCUGCAGGCACUCAGGACUGCGGGUAGUCGGGCAUGGGGUCAGGUGCCCUCGUCUGGGACCACCUGUUCUCUCUCCUGACUCCCUCUCUUCUCACAUCCAGAGCAGCCUCCAGGGCUGGAGCCUCCAAGGUAGGGUGGCAGAGGACCCGGCGAGUAGGAUCCACGCAGCACUUGGGUGUGGCUUCAGUAGCCUCUUGAGGUGGACAGAGUGGUAUAGAAGAGCCCUGCUGUGGUCUUCCCUGGAAGCUCUCCCUCUGGUCACCUCUGGAACAAACAGGCUCCUUCUCUAGGGUCUAUGGGAAGGGCCCUCACGGGGCUGUCGUCUCCUAACAACCUUCUUAGCCUCCUUCCUGAGCACAUAAGGUACCAGAGGGCAGCUCUCAGCUCCGCCCAGUAGGCCUGGCCAGCUGGUUCCAGGCUUGCCCAGGAAGGCAGCUGGCAUGUGGGAGCUCUUGGGAGUGGCCACGGUUCCCCCCAGGGUUGCUUCUACCAGUCUGUUUCUCAGACCUUCCCCUUCCUUCCAGGCCAAAGUAUGUUGCUGGUUCCUGUCCCCACUGGUCCCUACCCACCCUGGCACUUGCCUGCUGGCAUGGUGGGUGAGGUUGGGGGGAACUCAGUGGCAGGAAGCUAGUGGUCCUUGGGAACACGGGACAGGAACCUGUACCAUUCUUUCUUUCUAGGAUGCAUAACCUAUCUUGUCUCGUUUAUUUUUUAUUUUUUCCAGAUAGAGUAGCUCUUUGUACAUAAAAGAAAAUACUUGAAAAUUAAUUGUAUGAUGUAUGAGAAGACAGAGCCCCCUAGUUUUGUAUCUUGUCAUGUGACUGCCAUGCGUUCCACCAGAAAGCCGCUCUAUUUUGGUCUCUGUGAUAUUUUAAAUGAGUGACAGAAGCAAGCAAAUAAAGUCAGGAAGAAAUAUAUAUAUGAGAUAAUAUAGAUUGUAUCAAAAUCUC